AUGUCGACGCCGGCGUCGCCGGAGCCGAGCGGCGCGCCGCCCUUCGCCUACGACGGCGGCGAGCCCUUCACGCCGACGAGCUUCGCGUCGCCGCAGCCCGAGGACUUUGACAUCGACGCCAUGGACGCCCAGGAGCAGGCGUACCAGCGCGAGCAGCAGGAGAUCCAGGCCGCCAUCGCCGCGGCGGCGGAGCAGCAGCAGGAGAUCUCGAAGAAGCAGGUCAUCGCGUCGUUCCGGCUCCUCUUCACGCGCCGCGCGGCCAAGGCGCGCGACGUCUGCCAGGGGUUCCGCGCCUUCAAGUUCGGCUGGCUGCUGGAUCGCACGGAGCGCGCGGCCGCGCGGUCCGCGCGCCUGAUCAACGAGGCGUUCCUGCGGCGGGAGCGCGGCCGCGCCUUCCUCCGGCUGAAGCGGGCCACGGCGCUCGUCGGCGCGCUGCGGCGGCUCCUCCACCGCAAGGCGCGGCUCGCGGCGCGCCUCGCGGUCCGCCGCUGGGUCUGGUUCGCCGUCGCGCGCCACGGCCGGCGCGGCCUCGCCCGGCGCUGCGCGCGGCGCUACGGCCUGCGCGCGCUGCGACGAGUCUGGGGUUCCCGGCUCCUGCCCUGGUUCCGGUGCCGCCUGCGAAUGGGCCUCGCGAAGCUCGGCUCCGAGCGGGACCGGCGCGCCGCGGGGCGCCGGCGGCGCGCCGCGGGCGCGGACCGGCGCAAGGCGCGGCUCCUCAAGUGGGGGCUCGGGAGCCUGACGCACUCCGCGCGGAAGCUCGCCGCGGACCGCGCGGCCCGGGAGCGGGCGGACGCGCUCGCGCGCGCGGCCGAGAGCGCGGACGUCCGCGACCUCGCGACGCACGACCGCGUCGCCGCGGAGCGCGCGCGCCUCGGCGCCGUGCUCGACGUCGUCGCCGCGGCGGGCGAGGCCGCCGCGGCCCGCGGCGCCGCGGCGGCGGCGGCCGCCGAGGCCGCGGCCGCGGCCGCGCGCGGCGCCGUCGGCGCCGUCGACGCCGCGGAGGCCCGCGACGCCGCGGAGGCCGCGGACGAGCGGCGCCGGGACUCGGAGCGCGACGCGGCCGCGCGGCGCCUGCGCUGCGACGAGGCCGAGGCGUCCGCCGAGCGGGCCGACGAGGCGCGCGCGGACGCGGAGCGAGCCAGGGACGACGCGGCCGACGAGGCCUUCUGGAGCGACGACGCGACCAAGGCCGCCGACGCGUCCAUCAAAGCCGCGACGUUCCUGCGGCACCGCGGGAACCUGCGGCGCGCCGCCGUCGCGGCGUGCGCGCGGGCCUACCACGCGACGGCGCUCGCCGCUGCCCUCGCGCGGCGCGCGCUCCUCCACUGGCGCUGUCAGGCCGACGCGCGGCGGGCCAAGGCCAUCGUCGCCGUGCGCCUGCUCGGCCGCUGCCGCCUCCGGAGCCGCGCGGCCCACCGGGCCUUCGCGCGGUGGCGCACGUGGACGGAGUUCGCCGCGAAGCGCCAGGUCUUCCCUGCGUAG
Aureococcus anophagefferens is the source of this 1482-nucleotide messenger RNA. RefSeq lists its product as hypothetical. Lineage: Eukaryota; Pelagophyceae; Pelagomonadales; Pelagomonadaceae. The transcript is spliced from 4 exons. The record is from RefSeq and is a predicted model, not a curated record. Bases 1 to 1482 code for a protein of 493 amino acids.